Molecule: messenger RNA, 3207 nt
Organism: Nothoprocta perdicaria
Lineage: Eukaryota; Metazoa; Chordata; Aves; Tinamiformes; Tinamidae
Gene: NAALADL2
Product: N-acetylated alpha-linked acidic dipeptidase like 2
Exons: 14
Coding region: 1-2577 (858 amino acids)
Source: RefSeq, a predicted model, not a curated record
AUGUACUGGGAAGAUUCUUAUGUUAAAACCUCUUUUGUCAUUGCCAGCUUUGGUGUGAAAACCAUCCGUCAGCCUCACUGGUGGCAGGCAGCUGCGCUCUCUGUGUCAACAUGUAAUGCCCCUGGUGAGUGGGUCUGUGGUGGUGUAUCCUUAUUGUCCCUCAGGAAGCCACCAGGAUCACAGUGUGUCGCUGCCUUGGCUUAUGGCACCGUAGCAGUAGCUUCCUCCGUGGGCUAUAAAAAGAUGGCCUACCACAAAGUGCACGUGGACCAGAGAGCCCAAGGGCAUUCUCUGUACAUGGACAACGAUGACCUGCAGGCAACGGCACUGGACCUGGAAUGGGACAUGGAGAAGGAGCUGGAGGAGCCCGGCUUUGACCACUUCCGCUUGGAUGGUGCAGCCCAACAUCCUCCAGGGAACUCGCAGAGCCCCGACCUUGACCUGGAGCCCAUCCAACCUUCCAUGUCUCCCAAAGGAAGAUUCCAGCGUCUUCAGGAGGAUCCAGACUACAUCUCACGUUACAUGAGACAGCCACCAAAGAGCAACCGCCGCAAUUUCUGUCAGAUGUUUAAAGUACUUUGCACUGUUUUGAUYGUAUUUAUUUUGGGGAUUUUGACAGGAUAUUAUGGACACAAGAAGUGUCCGCCUUCCUCAACAUCUCCAGAGUCAAAUAACCCUCAUGUCUUCCAAGAGAUUCUCAAGGAAAUCAAAGCUGAAAAUAUUCAACAGACCUACAGAGAUUUGUUGCAGWUCCCUAGAGAAGACGAUACAGAUGUUGCCAUGAAAAUCCUGACUCAGUGGACUUCUCAUGGCCUUGAAGAUGUUCAGCUGGCAAAUUACUCUGUUUUGCUUGACCUGCCAGGCUCGUUUUCAAAUACCGUAACUCUAGCAAACAGCGGUGAAUGUUUUUAUCCUAGUGGACAACAGUGCAAGAGAGAGACCAAAGAGCUUCACAGCCAAGACCUGCUGUACUCGUAUGCAGCGUACUCUGCCAAAGGGACUCUUGAGGCAGAGCUUGUCGACGUGCAGUAUGGGACUGUUGAAGAUUUGGUCCGGAUCCAAGCCAUUACUGAUGUGACCAAAAAAAUAGCACUUUUGAAGCUGGGACAAUCACCUUUGCUUUAUAAGCUCUCUCUGCUGGAAGACGCAGGGUUCGGCGGGGUUCUCCUGUACGUCGAUCCCUGUGAUUUGCCCAGGACGGCGGCGCUGCCUGACCAGGCCUUCAUGGUUUCCUUGAAUGGCGGCGGGGACCCCUCAACCCCCGGCUACCCCAGCAGCGAUGGAAUCUACAGACAGAACCGAUCGAACCUCACAACGCUGUUAGUGCAACCUGUUUCUGCAGCGCUUGUCAAAAAACUCAUUUCCUUAUCCGAGGACAGCAUCAGGAAAGAUAGGUGUGUCCCCCUGGAACUGCCAGCCACAGACAAAAAAAUAAUCAGUCUGAAUAUUCAGUCAGUCGCCACGUACAAGACAAUUUCUAAUGUUAUUGGAUAUUUAAAAGGAACUGUAUUUCCUGACAGAUACGUCAUCAUUGGUAGUCAUCACAACGGUUUGAAUAGCUAUGGUGGACAAGAGUGGGCCAGUAGCACCGCAGUCAUCACUGCGCUUAUAGAAGCUGUGAUGUUGAAAGCUAAGAGGGGUUGGAGACCUGACCGGACCAUGGUUUUCUGCUCAUGGGGAGGGACAUCGUUUGGGAACAUCGGUUCUUAUGAAUGGGGAGAGGAUCUCCAGAGAGUUCUUCAAAGAAAUGUUGUGGCUUACGUUAGCCUCCAUAAUCCAGUCCAAGGCAACUCCACUUUACAACCUGUYGCAUCACCUUCUCUCCAGCAGCUAGCAGCGGAGAGCCAGAGCUUCAACUGCAUGGAAAAGACAAGAUGUCCAGGAUCUAAUGUGAGUUCUGUGCAGAUACAGGGGGAUUCAGAUUAUUUCAUCAACCAUCUUGGAGUACCAGCCAUGCAGUUUUCUUAUGAGGACGUCAAAACAUCAGAGAAUUCCAGCUUUCUCCAUGAGGCUCUUUUUCCUGUACAUYCAACAAAAGCUGAAGAGUUGGAUCCAUCUUUCAGACUGCAUGAGACCAUUGCUAAGCUGACAGGACAAGUGACUUUGCGAAUUGCCACUGAACCAGUUUUGCCGUUUAAUGCCCUCGACAUCGCAUUAGAAGUUCAGAACAAUCUAAAAGAUGAUCACGUAGAUACUCAGCAGUUGCUUGCAGUGGCAUCACGCCUGAGGGACACUGCAGAACUGUUCCAGUCAGAUGAGAUGCGCCCAGCAAACGACCCCAAGGAGAGAGCUCCUCUCCGAGUCAGGAUGCUCAAUGAUGUGCUACAAAGCUUGGAGAAAAGCUUCGUUGUGCGGCAAGCUCCCCCAGGACUCUACAGGAAUAUUCUUUACAGACUAGAUGAAAGAAGAAGCCAGUUCUCAGUACUGCUAGAGGCRCUGGAGCACUGCAAGCUACGUCAGUCAAAUGAGACCAUUCAAGCAGCCUUGUCAGAGGUGCUGAACAGCAUCAAUUCAGCUCAGGUUUACUUCAAAGCAGGACUUGAUGUGUUUGAGACUGCCUUGGCUGGAAAGAAAUGAGAGGAUUCUGUGCAUUCCAAGGCGUUUGUUUACAACUUGCAAAACAAAAGUUCRACUUGGAGCAGGGUUUCUCUGAGGAUGAAACCUUGCUCAACUUUUCUUUCRGCUGCCACUUGAAGGUACUGCAAUGCGUGUUUUUGUAAGGAUAAAACUGUCUUUUGCACUGUUUGCAGUGUAUCUCAAAUGUCUUGUUUCUGAAUGUAUAAAACAUAAUGAGAGRGAAUAACACUUAAGGUAUGAUUUUUUGUAAGGACAUCUGCUGUAUUUUAAAUGAAAAAAAAAAUUUUUAUUACUAAGAGCUUAGUCUUCCAAAGUACUGAGUAUGUCCUGCAAUAUACUGAAGACCUGCUCCUGAGACAACCCAGAUUUAUGGCCAGAUGAGCUUUCAAUAACUCCUGUUGAUUCAAACUACUCAGAUAAUUUUAAAUCUUUGAAAACAUUUUUUUUCUCCAAUGCUACCCUGCAUUUCCUUGGGUAACCAAUGCUGAUGUUAAUCAGGAAAUGCUCAAAACACUCUGGUCAGCCUAAUCCAACUUUCUGAAAACAAUCUUUACACAUGUGGAAUAGUAAGAAAUACCUCCAUUCUGGGAAUAAAGAUGACCUUUGCUUAUUUAAUUUUUGUACAAAAUA